AUGCCUUCGAUUCAAUUACACGCGCGCUCUGCCGCGCCCGCUGUGACAGCGACAGAGACAUCAUCCUUUCCCCUCACUAACCCUCUGCCGCAACUCCUCCAAACACCCUCCGGUCUCGCCCUCCUCGAGCUCCAGGGCACGAUCAACCUCCCAGAAUACGAACCAGAAACAAGUCCAGAUGGAUCACCCAACCCGAACGCCUUGUCCUUCGAAACGCCGAUCGGGAAGAUCAUGUUUCCAGACUACUCGUUGCUCAACCCGGAUGACACCAAGUGGAUGAAGCGAGUCUAUCUGUAUGUUGGUCGGUACCAACGCAUGACCGGCGAGGUCAAGAAGCUACCACGACCGAUAGCUGUGCUGCAGAGGCGCGCUGGGUCGAAAACGGAGGAGUUGGAGGUUGUUGAGGUUGUGCGACACAAGAUAUUCUUCAAGAACCGACCGGAGCCUGUCAAUGAUAUUUGA
Penicillium atrosanguineum is the source of this 462-nucleotide messenger RNA. Its product is annotated as Ctf8 family protein. Gene Ontology annotation, biological process: mitotic sister chromatid cohesion. The record is from RefSeq and is a predicted model, not a curated record. NCBI's taxonomy places the organism in Eukaryota, Fungi, Ascomycota, Eurotiomycetes, Eurotiales, Aspergillaceae. The transcript has a single exon. Gene Ontology annotation, cellular component: Ctf18 RFC-like complex. Bases 1 to 462 code for a protein of 153 amino acids.